AACAGUUUAAACGCUGAUUUAAACAGCUAAUGUUUCAGGAAGUAAAAGAUGUCUUCCAUAGACGUAUGGAUAAUAUUCCUAGUCCUGGUGAAAACUACCAGGUGUUCUGAAAUUGUUAAGUUAAUACAAGCGAACAACACAGGAGUAGUACAAUUGAACCACAAUGGAUCAUGGGUGAUAUUAUGUCAAGGUCAAUCGGAAAAUAAAGAGUCAAAGGUUAUAUGUCACGAAUUAGGACAUGCUGAUGGUUUGGUUCUUCCAAUUGGUUCCUAUGGAGAAGUAAGUGGUGAUUAUUUCAAUGGUUAUAUUAAAUGUGACGAAGGAGAAGUGAUUGGCAACUGUUCAUUGAUAGAGACUGUCAGUUGUAAAGGAGAAUAUUUAGCUGUAUCUUGUUACGACUCUGUUGUGAACGGAACAAUCCUGAGUCUAAACAACAGUUUAUCAUAUGGUCAAUUAAAUUGGUUUGAAGAUAAAUUCCAAGCUACAGGACAAAUUUGUGCCUCAUCCUGGGGAAACACGGAGGCUGAGGUUGCCUGUCAUCAGCUUGGUUAUAGAGGUGGACUAUCAACAAUAUACCCAAAGUCAAAUAAGUUACCUUUCCUUGUUAACUCAAUAAACUGCACAGGUCAAGAACAAAACUUAGAGGACUGCAUCAGAACAGAAGAUUUGUGUGAAUCAGGAUAUAGUGCUGGACUCAUUUGUUUUAAUACAUCAGGUUUCAAUGUCAGUAUAAGUGAUGGAGGAGUUGAUUUUGGCAGAGUUAACAUUGAAGUUGAUGGUAAAAUAGGAACCAUAUGUAAUAAGGGAUGGUCAACAAGAGAUGCUGAGGUUAUCUGUAGAUAUAUUGGUUUUGUUGCCGGCAGGAAAUGGAGUGGACCUGUUCUACCAGGCAACGGAACAGUUUAUAUGUCAGGCCUACAGUGUACAGGGAAGGAAACAUUGAUCACAGAUUGUCCAAGUUCAGGCUGGAGAAAAAUUGUUGAUGAAGACUGUCUUGACCACAGUCAUGAUGCAGGAGUCUUGUGUUAUGGAAGUGUGCGCCUAUCAGGGGGAGAAACAAAUGACAAUAUUACAAUGGGAAGAGUAGAGGUUUAUCAAGGAAGACAAUGGACAAAUUUAUGUACUUCUAAAUUUGACCAAGAAGAUGCAGCUGUUGUCUGUAGACAACUUGGAUAUGCCAGAGCUAGAGUUUUAUCAUCUGGAAUAUUUGGACGAUCACCAUACUCAGGCUUCACAACAGAUAUAAGUUGCCAUGGGAAUGAGACUGAUAUUUUAGACUGUCCCCAUACAAUUGGAAAAUGCAAAUAUUCAGAAUAUGCUAGUGUUGUAUGCAUCAGACAAAAUGUUACUGAUGAUUUCCAGAUAUACAUAGAUAAUUUGGACAGUGGGGAAGUGAGGGUAUUACAGUAUGGAAUUCGGGGAACAGUGUGCCAGGAUGGCUGGGAUGAUAAUGAUGCCAAAGUUAUCUGUCAUCAAAAUGGUUAUUUGAAUGGACAGAUAUUUGGAACAUUGAAGCUCCUUUCACAGAUUGAUCCUAUCUGGCUGACAAAAGUUGAAUGUUCGGGAAAUGAAGCAUCAAUAUAUGAUUGUAGCUUUUCAAUGAAUCUAACAACACAGUGUUCCUCUAAUUUACAACCAGCUGGUGUUAUUUGUUACAAUGGGACUGGUAUGGAUGUCAGACUAGUUGGAGGGAAUUCACCUUCUGAAGGUCGAGUGGAAGUAGCAAGAGAUGGAGUAUGGGGGACAAUCUGUGACAACAAAUGGUCUCAGUAUGAUGCUAAUGUAGUUUGUCAGCAGCUUGGUUUGGGUAAGGGUUCAAUACACAUUUCAUCUUACCAUGGCCAAGGUAAUGGAUCUGUAUUAAUGGAUGGUCUACAGUGUGAUGGUACGGAAUCAGAUAUAUUUGAUUGUCCAAACUUAGGAUGGGGAGUUUCUGCUUCAUCCUGUAAAGAUCACAGUAAAGAUGCUGGUGUCUCCUGCCUGCCAUUGGUAACUGAAACUACAAGUGUUAUAAGUAGUCCUGAACCAGAAAGUUUAAGUUCAACACUUGCCAUUUCAACAGAAAGUUCAACCCUAUCUCCUGAACCAGAAACUUUAAGUUCAACUCUUACUCCUGAACAAGAAGAUUUAAGUACAACAACUGACAUUUCAAGUUCAACUGAACCAGAAAGUUUAAGUUCAACAUUUGCCAUUUCAACAGAAAGUUCAACUCUUACUCCUGAACAAGAAGAUAUAAGUACAACAACUGACAUUUCAAGUUCAACUCAACCAGAAAGUUUAAGUUCAAUAUUUGCCAUUUCAACAGAAAGUUCAACUCUUACUCCUGAACAAGAAGAUAUAAGUACAACAACUGACAUUUCAAGUUCAACUGAACCAGAAAGUUUAAGUUCAAUAUUUGCCAUUUCAACAGAAAGUUCAACUCUUUCUACUGAACUAGAAAGUUUAAACUCAACAAUUGCCAUUUCAACUAUAAGUUCAACAACUGUCAUUUCAUCUGUAAGUUCGACUCUUACCACUGAACCAGAAGGUUUAGGUUCAACAACUGAAAUUUCAACAGAAAGUUCAACUCUUUCCACUGAACUAGAAAGUUUAAGUUCAACAAUUGCCAUUUCAUCUGUAAUUUCAACUCUUACUCUUGAUCAAGAAGAUUUAAGUACAACAACUGACAUUUCAAUUUCAACUGAACCAGAAAGUUUAAGUUCAACAUUUGCCAUUUCAACAGAAAGUUCAACACUUUAUACUGAACCAGAGAGUUUAAGUUCAACAAUUACCAUUUCAACAGAAAGUUCAACUCUUACCACUGAACCAGAAAGUUUAAGUUCAACCAUUUCAUCUGUAAGUUCAACUCUUACUACUGAACCAGAAAGUUUAAGUUCAACAACUGAAAUUUCAACAGAAAGUUUAACUCUUACUCCUGAACCAGAUCGUUUAAGUUCAACAGAAGUUUCAAUAGAAAGUUCAACUUCUGAACUGAAAAGUUUAUAUUCAUCAACUGACAUUUCAACAGGAAGUUCUACAAUGAUAAUUGGUAGUCAAUCAAAGGAAAAUAAAAACAUUACAUGGGUAUGGAUAGUGGUAACAGUGUUGUGCUUUAUAGUAGUGGUCAUUUUAAUUAUUGUCCUUAUUAAAUGCAGACAAGGUUUCAGAAAAAGGAAAUGGCAAAGAAAUUCAUUUAGUCAACAUUCAUUUAGCAAUGCUAAUAUUAUCAGACAGUUAAGUGAUGGAUCAGUCCAUGCUGAAAAUCCCUUAUCAUUACAUGUACUAGAAAUACAGAGGCCAUCUCAGGAAAAUCAGGACCUGAGAUCAAGUGGUAUAUCAGAUCCAAGAUAUGCCAGCAUCAAAGAUAAUGUAAAUCCUAUUAGUCAUGAUGGAUAUAUGGUACCGGUUUCAAAAGAGAAUCGAAAUCAGCCAGAAAGUAGCCAUGUAAAUGAUAAAAAUAAAGUUAAAAAGAAUGAAAUUAAUAGGAAUGCAAUCCCAAACUGUGAGAGAUGUAAUACAGUUGAUAGACACUAUUAUUCAACUGUUGCUUUUGAAGGAUCAGACAGAAAAAAUAUGGGACACGUCACAGGAACAGUGAUGGACAAAAAAUAUGUUUGUCCUGGUUGUAUUAUUAAUGGAGAUGCCACUUUUAAUGAUUCUGCAAGAACUUAUGUAUCUUUAUUUGACUCACAAACUCAGAGGAAAAAUAUAGAUGAAGACCAAUCAAGAGACAAUGAAAGUACUGUCAUAAAUGGUGUUUGCCCUGGCAGUUUUAUUAAUGGAGAUAAAAGUUUGAAUGAUUCUACAAGAACUUAUUUAUCUUUAGUUGACUCACAAACUCAGAGGAAAAAUAUAGAUGAAGACCAAUCAAGAGACAAUGAAAGUACUGUCAUAAAUGGUGUUUGCCCUGGCAGUUUUAUUAAUGGAGAUAAAAGUUUGAAUGAUUCUACAAGAACUUAUUUAUCUUUAGUUGACUCACAAACUCAGAGGAAAAAUAUAGAUGAAGACCAAUCAAGAGACAAUGAAAGUACUGUCAUAAAUGGUGUUUGCCCUGGCAGUUUUAUUAAUGGAGAUAAAAGUUUGAAUGAUUCUACAAGAACUUAUUUAUCUUUAGUUGACUCACAAACUCAGAGGAAAAAUAUAGAUGAAGACCAAUCAAGAGACAAUGAAAGUACUGUCAUAAAUGGUGUUUGCCCUGGCAGUUUUAUUAAUGGAGAUAACAAUGAUUUUAUACAAAGUCCAAACAAUUUUAAAACAAAAACAAGGGGUGAAGAAGAUUCAAUCAACAAAUCAAGUGAUUUUCAAACAAGUUCAAACAAUUUUAAAACAAGAACAAGGGGUGUAGAAGAUUCAAUCGUCAAAUCAAGUGAUUUUCUAUCUUCAAGAUCAAACACUUUCAAAAACAAAAGAAAUAAUUUGAGAGAUUCAGUCAAAUCAACUUUAUCCUAUCAAGAAGAAAUUGAUAUUCCAAAUGAAAUGCCAGAAAUGACAACAGAACUAUGA
Molecule: messenger RNA, 4482 nt
Organism: Mytilus trossulus (common blue mussel)
Lineage: Eukaryota; Metazoa; Mollusca; Bivalvia; Mytilida; Mytilidae
Exons: 9
Coding region: 49-4482 (1477 amino acids)
Cellular component (GO): membrane
Source: RefSeq, a predicted model, not a curated record